AACUACGUUAACUUCAACUGACCAAAAUACAAUCCUACCUAAUGCGUGGUUAAAUUCUAACCUCGUUGCCGCAAAUCAUUUUUAUUUUAUUGUUAGAAUAUUGUCUUAAAUUGUACAAAAACACAAUGCACGGAUUUUCAGUUAUGAUCAGAGGCUCCAUAAGACAUUGGAGAAAGUUUCAUAAGAGCGUGACUGCUUUUCAGUCACCCGAGCCCGAAGCUCCUAUAGAAAAACUAACAAUUCCGCCUCCAAGCGGGACAGACUCACCUGUGUCUCCUAAAAUCGAUAAAUUAGCUACCGAGAUAGCUCAUUUGAAUUUGAUUGAAGUAUCAGAGCUUAGUAGCCUCUUGAAAAAACGGUUAAAUCUUCCUGAUGCUCCAGCAUUUCCUGCUGGAGGAUUCGUAGCUGCUGCUGCUCCGGUAGAAGAAGAAGAAGUUGAACCUCAGAAAGUUAAAACUAUCUUUACGGUUAAAUUAAUGAAAUUUGAUGAAAAGCAAAAAGUUGCUUUAAUUAAGGAAGUUAAAAACCUAUUGGAAGGUAUGAAUCUUGUACAAGCUAAGAAGUUUGUAGAGGGAGCACCAACCGUGGUAAAAGCAGAUAUUCCAAAGGAAGAGGCCGACAAACUUAAGGAAGUCUUGGAAAAAGUUGGGGCUACUAUUGAAAUAGAGUAGAACGUUUGAAACCCAUUUACUGAUAAUAAUAAUUUGUUAGAAUUAAUAAUAAACAUUUGAACAAAC
This is a messenger RNA of Cylas formicarius (sweet potato weevil), 737 nucleotides long. RefSeq lists its product as uncharacterized. Gene Ontology annotation, molecular function: structural constituent of ribosome. Lineage: Eukaryota; Metazoa; Arthropoda; Insecta; Coleoptera; Brentidae. The transcript has 2 exons. Gene Ontology annotation, cellular component: ribosome; mitochondrial large ribosomal subunit. Gene Ontology annotation, biological process: mitochondrial transcription; translation. Bases 126 to 671 code for a protein of 181 amino acids. The record is from RefSeq and is a predicted model, not a curated record.